Molecule: messenger RNA, 1842 nt
Organism: Morone saxatilis (striped sea-bass)
Lineage: Eukaryota; Metazoa; Chordata; Actinopteri; Moronidae
Gene: ppm1e
Product: protein phosphatase, Mg2+/Mn2+ dependent, 1E
Exons: 8
Coding region: 109-1842 (577 amino acids)
Biological process (GO): negative regulation of protein kinase activity; protein dephosphorylation
Molecular function (GO): cation binding; protein serine/threonine phosphatase activity
Source: RefSeq, a predicted model, not a curated record
ACACCGACAGCCCCAACUCGUCCGGUUCUAGUGUGAGUGACUGUUCCCUCCUCAGCGGCUCGGUUCUGACGGCCGGAGUCUGUCUCUCUGUCUGUCCAGGAAUGAGAAAUGAUGGCCGGCUCUGCAGCAGAGGAGAAAACCUUCCGACGGUUCCUGGAGCUCUUCCUCCGGGAGAUGAGAAUGCCUCUGCAGGAGAGCGACCCGGUUCCGAUGCGCCCCUUGUCGGACCUGGUGACUGAGGACGAGGUGGAAGGGGAAUGCCUCGACCUGUGUCUCCAGCACCUCUACAAAUAUAACUGCCCGUGCUCCCUGGCUGCGGCCCUGGCCAGAGCCACAGCAGAGAGCCUCCUGCAGACCGACCUCACCAUCCACCACCUCAAUAAGACUGUCGAGGAUGGAGCUGACCCGCUACCACAGAUCGAGUCCGUGAAGUUCGCCCGGCUGGUGUUUAACAGACUGUUCGAGAUGUGCUGCAUCUGGAUGAAGGAGCUGCCCUUCCGCCGCCGCCCGCAGCCGUACUACGAGACCUCCAUCCACGCCAUCAAGAACAUGAGGCGCAAGAUGGAGGACAAGCACGUCAUCAUCCCCGACUUCAACUCACUCUUCAACAUUCAGGAUCUGGAAGAACAGGCUUACUUUGCUGUGUUUGAUGGUCACGGCGGCGUGGACGCUGCCAUUUACGCUGCUAACCACCUCCACGUCAACUUAGUUCACCAGGAGUCCUUCAGCCAGGACCCCAGCGAGGCGCUCUUCAAAGCCUUCAAAGUCACGGACGAACGCUUCGUGAAGAAAGCCUCACGGGAGCACCUGCGUUGCGGUACGACAGGCGUGGUGACGUUCCUGCGGGGUCGGACGUUGUACGUGGCCUGGCUGGGAGACUCCCAGGUCAUUCUGGUCCGGAGAGGACAGGUUGUGGAGCUGAUGAAACCACAUAAACCAGACAGAGAGGAUGAGAAGCAGAGGAUCGAGGCUCUGGGAGGCUGUGUGAUCUGGUUCGGCACAUGGAGGGUUAACGGCAGUCUGUCCGUAUCCAGAGCGAUCGGUGACUCGGAGCACAAGCCCUACAUCUGUGGUGAUGCAGACCAUAGUAUCUUCCCAUUGGACGGUUCAGAAGACUACCUGAUUCUGGCCUGUGAUGGCUUCUGGGACACAGUGAAUCCAGAUGAGGCGGUGCGGGUGGUCAGCGACCACCUCCUGGAGAACACUGGAGACACCACCAUGGUAGCCCACAAGCUCGUGGCCUCGGCCCGAGAUGCAGGCUCUAGCGAUAAUAUCACUGUCAUAGUGGUCUUCUUGCGGGACCCACGCUCCCCACCACCCACCAGCACGGAGGACGAGGAGGAGGGUGUGGUGGAGCGAGAGGUUGAGGAGGAGGAGGUAGCGGAGGUGGAGGAGGAGGAACAGGAAGAGGAGGAGGAGGAAGACGAAGCAGUCAGGGUAGAGCGCGAUGGUGGUGAGGGAGGCAGCACUGCGGACAUCGGGGGGAAGGGUCGCGGAGGCUGGCCCCUGCAGCAGUGCUCGGCCCCCGCUGACCUCGGCUAUGAAGACCGAACGGACUCGUUCACGGACAGAACUAGCCUCAGCCUGCUGGGGCCGUCGCUGGAGGGUCGCAUCUCCCUGACCCGGGAUUCACAGCAGCCCUGCCCCGACUUUAGCCCCGACCUCUCCACAACCUCUUACAUCUAUCGAGAAGAACGCCCACAGAGGCGCAGGUCCUGGAUCCCUUUUCAGGAGUCCAGCAUCUCUAGCUUCACGGACCCACUGUGGCCCCAGACAGCCAUGCUAUCUAGAUUCUUCAAUGGAGUGCCCCCUCUCUGCUAUAUGACACAGUACUGCACUUGA